CCAACUCUCCCAUCCCACCAUAUACACUUUCUUCUUUGGUUCAGAUCUGAAUUAUAUAUAUCCCUCAAUUAAUCCGUUGCAACCAUCAUGGCUGAGGAGAAGCACCACCACCUCUUCCACCACAACAAGGAUGAGGAUAAGUUUGUAGAGUCUGGUUAUGCUGAGGAGGUUGACUACAAGAAGGAGGAGAAGCACCACAAGCAUCUUGAGCAACUUGGAGAAGUUGGUGCUGCGGCUGCUGGUGCUUAUGCCUUGCAUGAGAAGCACAAGGAAAAGAAAGACCCAGAACAUGCUCACAGGCACAAGAUAGAAGAGGAGGUUGCAGCGGCAGCCGCAGUCGGAGCCGGUGGUUUUGCCUUCCAUGAACACCACGAGAAAAAGGAAGCUAAGAAGGAAGAUGAGGAAGCUCAUGGAAAGAAGCACCACCAUCUGUUUGGCUAAACAUGAUAAAUAUUAUCAAGCUCAGAAGUAUCACCACUUGUAUAUUAUUUAUCUUCCAAUUCCAGUUUACUAUGUGCCAUCGGCUGGGUGUUUCUAAAUAACUUUUAGCGUGUUUGGAGAGUGUUUAAUUCUCUAUCGUUGCUUCAUGUAUUUGCAAAUAUAUAUAUAGUGUGUGUUAUAUUAUGUUGAAUAUAUUUAUAUAUUUAUAUAUAUAUAUAUAUAUAUAUUGAUAGGUGAUUUGAGAUUAUCUUAUUUAUCAUUUUCUGCUA
Molecule: messenger RNA, 710 nt
Organism: Gastrolobium bilobum
Lineage: Eukaryota; Viridiplantae; Streptophyta; Magnoliopsida; Fabales; Fabaceae
Product: abscisic stress-ripening protein 3-like
Exons: 2
Coding region: 88-441 (117 amino acids)
Source: RefSeq, a predicted model, not a curated record